Messenger RNA from Emiliania huxleyi CCMP1516, 1203 nucleotides. RefSeq lists its product as hypothetical. The record is from RefSeq and is a predicted model, not a curated record. The transcript has 6 exons. Gene Ontology annotation, molecular function: protein binding. NCBI's taxonomy places the organism in Eukaryota, Haptophyta, Isochrysidales, Noelaerhabdaceae. Bases 1 to 1203 code for a protein of 400 amino acids.
AUGGCGCUGUGCCCUCCCACCGGGCUCGUCGCGGUCGCCUUCGAGUCAGGCGCUUGCCACCUUCUCGCCACUCCGGCUGACACCGAUUACGCGGACUCGACGCCGUCCGCCCUCUCCUGCCUCAGCGUCGGGCAUCAGCGUGGCACGCGCUGCCUCGCCUUUGCCACCACGACCGCCACGGACGCCGUCGCGCUCGUGAGCGGCGGCGAUGAUGGCUGCGUGCACAUUGAGACCUGCCACGUGAAUAGUGCACGGGUCGCCGGUCGCGGCUGCCAGGACUGCCACGGCCAGGCCCAGGUGGCCACGUCAGCCCCGCGCGAUUGCCCGAUUGAGGCCGAGCGUGAGAGCGGGGCGACGACCAAGCGGCGCCGCCUCCUCAUCGACGAGGUUGUCGCGGACUCGACCCACUGGGCGGUCCCGCUCGGCCGCUCCGUCUGCGUCGGCCUCCUCUCCUCCGGGCAGGCGGCUGCUCCGGCCUCCUGCGACGGCUGGGCGCGCUCGCUGGUCGCGUCGCCAGACGGCGCGUGGCUGGCGGCGUGGGUGGUCGUGGCCGGCCUCGACGCAACGGCCUCCUCCAAGCUGUGGCUGUGGCGCUGCGCCGACGGCAGCCCCUCCCCCACCCGCCCUCGGCCGAGCGACGUCCGCCACGUGUCCGCCACGUGUCCGCCACGCGCCGACUUUGAGUGCGGCGGCUUUGGAGCUCCGAUUAGCGCGCUGGCGUGGCGGCCAGACUCGGCUUGUCUGGCGAGCUGCAGCGGCAGCGAGGUGCUGCUGUGGCGUUUCGGCGCCGCCACCGCCGCCGCCCGCUCCUCCGCCCUGCCUUCGGGUCCCGCCGGCCGCGCGCCACGACGGCUCGACGCUCGCGGCUCGCGGCGGCUCGUCUCGGCCGCGUUUCGCGCUGACGGGGCGUGGCUCGCUUGCGGCGCCAGCGACGGCUCGCUCCACCUCUUUGCUUGCGAGGACGGCGCCUCCGCCGCGAGGGUGAUCCGGCCGAUGGUGCGCUGGCUCGGUGGAUCGACCCUCCUCGCGAGUGGGCCCGGGGCGGUGGCGGUCGUGGCGUGCGUUGUGCCGCCGGAGCUCGAAAGCAACGCGGAGAGCACGGUGGCGAGCAUGCGUGUGGAGCACUACCCUCCCGCGCCAGAGGGCGUCGCUGCGGUGCUCUGCACUGCCAUAGGUGGAGGGUGGAGGAUGGCGGAGGGAUAG